GUCCGGAUUUAAAAUUGACGGUUGACGUCGCUGUACGUGGAUUUUAAACUGCAGAAUGAUACAUUGUUGCCUAUGUUUUGAGUGACGUGUUGAAUUUUUCAGCUUUGGACGGUUGAGUAAAUUCACCGAAAUAUCAUCGCCAGACUGUCGCUGAAAUGCCUAAUCAAGGAGACAAGGCGGUUGAUGAUUCCCCCACUGACCUUCCCUGUCUGGAAAAACUUGACUCUCCUACAGGGAGCCCACCCACUGCCUCAUUAUCCAGUCUGAUGGAGCUGGAAAAUUGUGUUUCUAACCUGAGCCUCGCACAUGAGAUAGUGGUGAACAGAGACUUCAGCUUCAAACCCAAGAGCCCUCCCACAGACAGCCUGGAGGGCAGAGUGACGGAGAUUGUUCACCGGGCGUUUUGGGACAGUCUUCAGGAGCAGCUUCACAGUGAUCCCCCAAACUACAGCCAUGCUGUCAUUCUGCUGCAGGAGGUCAAAACUAUGCUUCAGUCCCUGCUGCUGCCUGCUCACGUCAGACUGAGGUCUCAGCUGGACGAGGUCCUGGACAUGGAGCUGAUCCGACAGGAGGUCGAUCACAGAGUUUUGGACCUCCACAGACUGGCAGAGUACAUCAUCAACACCAUGGCGUCUCUGUGUGCACCGGUGCGUGAUCCGGAGGUCAGGGCACUGAAAGACCUCAAGGACCCCGUGGAGCUCCUGAGGGAGAUCUUCCGUGUGUUGGGACUGAUGAAGACCGACAUGGUUAACUUCACCAUCCAGAGUUUGAGGCCUCACCUCCUGCAGCGGGCCGUGCAGUAUGAGAGAGCCAAAUUCCAGCAGAUUCUGGACAAGCAGCCAGCUGCUCUGGAUAAUACCACCGCUUGGCUCAAGGCGGCAGCGUCCGAGGAGGCGUCGGCCCUCAGAGCUCGGUCAGAUUCUCCCAGUCCUGACAGCCCAGGUGCCGUCACCGCUGUCCUCAACCGGGCCUACAUGCGUCUGCUACACUGGGACCCGCAGGACCAGAAAUAUCCAGAGACUGCGCUGAUGGACCGAGCCCGCCUGGACGCUCUGGGCCAGCGGCUCCGGAUGCUGGUCCUGGAGGCGUCAGUGCUGCUCCUGACCAGCGCUCAGUGUGGGGGCGCCGUUUUCUCCCUGCAGGGGUUUGUAGGUAAACUCAGGCAGUCCGUCACUGCCCUGCUGGAGGGCAGUCACACCAGGGACGCUGACCUGAAGGGGGUGCUGCUGGGGCUCGGGGAGACAGUACUGCAGCAGGUGAACGAAGCUCUGAGCAGCCAGGGAGGGGCAGCGCUGCCUCAGGAGAACCAGGAUCUGCUGAAGGGGCAAAUAUCUGACCUGUGGAAAGACAACCACCCCGUCCGCACGCUCAUAGGAGAAAGGGUACAGGGCUUCCUCCAGGCCAUGCUGCGGGGCGGCCCCGCUAAAAGGAGUCCAGAGCUGCCCGCUCCCCUCGGGCUGGUGAGCGCUGAGCUUGCAGAGCUGGGGACGGCCUUUGGGCGAAUCGUGCACUUCAACCGAACGGUCUUUGGUCCCUUCUGCGCGCCCAUCCUCAGGAAACUGCUGUUCCCACCAGGAGAGGCCGAGGCCAGGGAGGAUUCACGCUAGGAUGGGGGCGACCCAGAGGACCUUCUGGUGACCUUAACAUAAGCUGCCAUGUGGCAUCGAACACGUAGCUUUAGUGUAAAUACAGCGAGUGACAAUGAUGAAGGGAAACCCAGUAGUGAGAUGUUAAAAUAUAAAUCAGUUUGCCAAAAAAAGCAGCAACAUUAGAGCCAAGAGCAUCUUUCUGUGGAUGUUUCUUCCUCUUCUUUUGCUUUAUAAGAGACAUUUACAGUCUCCUGAAAAGGGCAUUUGUUUUUACAUUUAUACAUUUUGUUAGAUGUUAAGACAUAAGAACUCAAAGUAGAAGGCAUGUACUGAAUUAUUAUCAGAGUGCAUUUUAACAACACAAAACAUUAGGAAACAAAACAGGUGAAAGCAAAGAGACACUACAACAGCUUGUGGCUUGUCAAUCAGAAAAUUCUACAGUCUGAGUCAGAUUUAGUCAAAACUAAUUGUGAGCGUGAAAUGAUGCGUUGCCUGGAAAACAUCUUUGUUGGGUUUCACUCUCAAAAUAAACUCCCUCAGGAAAAACAAAGUACCAAAGAAAAUAUGCUAAUAGUCUGUAAAUAAUACUGAAGAUGUGAUAUGUAGCUGGUUUCUUAUCUUUAUGCUGACAGAUGUUUAUAUAUAACUUUCCAAAGACAGUAUGCACUUUUUUCCUGAUCUCAGUUAAUGGUUGUUGUUUUUGGUUUUUUUUGUUUUUGUUUUUUUCUUUUUCCUUUUUUUUCAACCACAAACCAAAAAUAUAUUCAGCAUUUCCCCCUCAGUAGUUGGUAUUAGUAAUGGGUGAGGUAUUGAACAGGUGCCUUUUGGUAAUUAAAUCCCAAACCAAUCAUUUUUUCCAUUUUUCAGGCAGUCAUUCAGACUGCGCACAUUAACGUCUCAUCAAAUGAAAAUGCAGACAUCAAAUUUGUGUAAGGAGUCACCGCUCACCUCAGUGAAUUUAAAGCAAUAUUCUGGGAAAACAAUCACUGGAUACACUGAAGACAGACAAAGCUAAACACAAGCAAACAAACUAAAAGCACACACAGGGUGCUACAGAUUACUCUCCUGAAAACCUGUAAUUUGAUUUUUUUAUUACAGUUUCUAAUAAGGUGCAGACGACUGUUGUUUGGUUUUUGCAUUAUAUGUUAUAUUACUGAAACUAAGGGAGCGUCUGUAAUCCAUUUGCUGUGGUAGUAAAGCCCUUUCAUGCCAAAUUUUCCUAUGUUUGGGACACCUGUGCUGUGGCAAGCUACAAACAACCUUUUUAUAUAUUCCUUCUAAUGUUGCAGGAGACCAUUGGUUUCCAUUCAUUUCCAGUACAUUAUGAAAAUCGUUUAUCAGACUCGUAUAAUUCAUCACAGUGAACGUGAAGUUUAUAUUAACUUUUGUCAGUGUUACAUUGUAUUUGUGUGGUAAUGCAGUUUGAACACAGAUUGGUAGGAACAGUCUGCGCUGCAUCACUUCACAGAAAUAAUCUAACUCUGUUAAACAGACGUGAUGUUUACUGUGAUGGGUUGUGCCACAUAGAGUUUCAAGGGUCAAGAGGCAGCCAGCAUAUUUUCAUAUCGUACAGAAAUAAAUACACACCAGUGGACACCUGGAAUAUUAGCCAAAACACAAAACAGCUUCUGAGAUGUUGUAGUGUAAUGUGCAGGAUGGUUAGUGUGAGGGAUUUGUUUUCAUUUGCAUUAAUUAAACGGGCCAAAACUCGCAAAAGCGCUGGUAAAGUCAGUAACAUUCACAGAGCUUAGUGCUUUCUGAAAGACAAAUGCCUGGUGAUCCUUUGAAAAGCCAUUAGGUCUUUUAACAACACAUCCUGCUCUUUUGAAGACAUUUCCAGGAUCAUCAAAGACUCUUCUAACCAUAUGGGGGAAAAAAAUUAUAGUCUGUUGCACUAGAAAAAAGAUUUUUAACCCGUUUCCCAUUUUUGCUCAACUCAAUUACUAAUCCAGGUAACCAGAAAUACUGUAUGUCCACAUUUAGCACAGCACAAAAAUAAUAUAACUGAAAGUAACAUUAGUAUUAACAAAUAUAAGAAAAAUAAAACUUUGUUCAUGUCGUACAAAUCAAACAAGGACAUUUAAACCUUUUUGUUUGGUCUAGAAAAGUCAUAAUUAGGGAAGGGGGUUGAAAAUUAUUUAAUCCAGAUGGUUAGAAGAGUUUGUGAGGAUACUGAAAAUAACAUCAGCACUGCAGUGAAGAUCACCAGGCACCUGACCUUAGAAAACAGGAAGCUCUGUGAGUUGAAUGUUACUUACUACACGUGCACCACCCACUAAUCUCUACUGUAGGGGAAACACUGAUAGUGUGAUUGUACAAUAAUUGCCACGUUGCUAUAAUUGUCACUUUAAUUUUUAAAACAGCUGGUGUAAUGUUUCUUUUCUAUCUUUUAUUACUCAAGCAUAAAACAAAAAUGCUGACAACA
Toxotes jaculatrix (banded archerfish) is the source of this 4014-nucleotide messenger RNA. RefSeq names its product T-complex protein 11-like protein 1. Gene Ontology annotation, cellular component: acrosomal vesicle; sperm flagellum. The transcript has 10 exons. The record is from RefSeq and is a predicted model, not a curated record. NCBI's taxonomy places the organism in Eukaryota, Metazoa, Chordata, Actinopteri, Toxotidae. Gene Ontology annotation, biological process: regulation of sperm capacitation. Bases 156 to 1607 code for a protein of 483 amino acids.